Molecule: messenger RNA, 183 nt
Organism: Monoraphidium neglectum
Lineage: Eukaryota; Viridiplantae; Chlorophyta; Chlorophyceae; Sphaeropleales; Selenastraceae
Exons: 2
Coding region: 1-183 (60 amino acids)
Source: RefSeq, a predicted model, not a curated record
AUGUCGGACCUUGCUAACGCCAACUCGGUCAGUCUGGACGCGGUGGUGCCGGACACCUGGUCCGAGCCGGAGGUGGAGGAGCGCCAGUCUCAUCAGGCGCAAGGCGGCGUGCUCACCGGCGCCCGGCGCUGCCUCCGAGCCUGGGUGUUGCGGCAGGGUGCUGACGGGGAGCUCAAACGCUAA